Ictalurus punctatus (channel catfish) is the source of this 4516-nucleotide messenger RNA. RefSeq names its product PDZ and LIM domain 7 (gene pdlim7). The record is from RefSeq and is a predicted model, not a curated record. Gene Ontology annotation, molecular function: muscle alpha-actinin binding; actin binding. The coding region runs from base 712 to 2004 and encodes 430 amino acids. NCBI's taxonomy places the organism in Eukaryota, Metazoa, Chordata, Actinopteri, Siluriformes, Ictaluridae. Gene Ontology annotation, biological process: muscle structure development; heart development; actin cytoskeleton organization. The transcript is spliced from 11 exons. Gene Ontology annotation, cellular component: adherens junction; Z disc; filamentous actin.
AUGCAAUAAAAAAGUGGUUUCCACUCUGGCGUCAUACCAGGAAAGUUACUGCUGAUUUAAAAGCCCCUUCCUGAGUCAGCAUCAAAGAUUGUAGUGUUUUAAGUGUUUAAUUAAGUGUACAGCUCAUUUGUUCCCGGGUUAUCUGUUUCAUCACCGGCUCUGUGCUGGGAAUAGUUCUCAGCAUGUCUCUUUUCUUCUUCGUCGACUGUGAUGUAAAGUGCCUUGUAACUCUCACUUGGUGGAAUGUUACCUCACCCUCUUCCUCCUCCUCUUCCAUCUUUUUUGCCGUCUGUCUGCGCUUAUUCAUUCGUUUAAACGGUCUCGCUGGAGCCAGAAAAUGUGAGCGAGUUGAGGUUUUCUGUCUCUCUCUCUCCCCCCUCCCCUCUCUGUGUCUCUGUCUCUAUCCGUCUCUCUGCGUGACUCAUGUGGGUGUUGGGCUGAAAUAGUUUGGUGUAGUUUUACAUUCCUUAUAUAGCCCGUGGAGAGGGGACAAGACGUAAAGCCUCACCCCCGCCACAAGGCCGAAGAGUCGGAGGGUCGCACUCGUUUCCAGAACCAGCGUUCCUCGUACUUUUCCUGGCUUUCCAGCGGCUAAUUUGGCCCUUUCUGUGAGGUACGUUCGCACUGUUCGAGUCAUUGAAGUCAGACUUGGUGGUGGAGCGGAUCGGCUGCAGGGGCGAAGGGUCUCGUAAUUCAUUCUGCCAGAGAGCCAUGAACGUUUACAGCGUGACGCUCAGCGGGCCGGCGCCGUGGGGCUUCCGACUCCAGGGAGGGAAGGAUUUCAGCAUGCCUCUCACAGUGUCCAGGCUGACUCCCGGGGGAAAGGCAGCUCACGCCGGAGUCGGAGUGGGAGACAGUGUGGUGUCCAUCGAAGACUCCAACGCUGAGGAGAUGACACACGUUGAGGCACAAAACAAGAUCCGAGGCGCAUCUGACUCCCUCACUCUGACACUCAGCAGAGCUUUCCAGUCUGGAGGUGAACAGAAGGGAUCGCUUGCUGCUGCACCCACUCAGCCUAAGUACUCCUUCACGCCCAGCACUACCAUAAACAAGAUGGCGCGGCCUUUCUCCGCCUCCUCUAAUAACUCCAGCUCUGGGCCCAUCAUCAAACCAGUGGCAUACGCUUCCAAGCUUAACACCAACGCACCUAACGCCAGCAUGUCGGUGUCGGGCAGCACGCCCCCCUCUCAGAACGGCCAUGGAGUGACUCCGUGCCCCAGCAAACCUGCAGCGAAGCCCGAAGGAGCUCGAGCUCCACCUCUUCAAUCUUCCACCACGUCUGGACCUUCAAGCCGGCCACCUUGGGUGACAGACCCGAACUUUGCCGAGCGCUAUCGGCCAGAUAAGACGAGCACGGUGGUGACGCAACACAGGCAGCCGGCACAGCCCACACCCGAGCAAAACCGCAGCUCCAUCCUCCAGGCCGCGCAGCAGAACCCAGAGUCCGACUCCGGCUCCGGACGCACGCCACUCUGCGCCGCAUGCAACAAGAUCAUCAGAGGUCGCUACGUGGUGGCUCUGGGCCGCUCCUGGCACCCUGAGGAGUUCACGUGCUGUCAAUGCCGAGAAGUGCUCGACGAAGGCGGCUUCUUUGAGGAGAAAGGCUCCGUUUAUUGCACCAAAUGCUACGACAACCGUUACGCCCCAAACUGCGCCAAGUGCAAGAAGAAGAUUGCCGGAGAGAUCAUGCACGCCCUGAAGAUGACCUAUCACGUCCAGUGCUUCAUGUGCGCCGCCUGCAAGAGGCCCAUCAGGAACCAGGCCUUCUACAUGGAAGAUGGCGAGCCUUACUGCGAGAGAGACUAUGAAAAGAUGUUUGGUACUAAAUGUCAUGGCUGUGACUUCAAGAUCGAUGCCGGCGACCGCUUCCUGGAAGCUCUAGGCUACAGCUGGCACGACACGUGCUUCGUCUGUGCGCUUUGCCACGUCAACCUGGAGGGCAAGACGUUCUACUCAAAGAAGGAUAAGCCUUUGUGUAAAGGUCACGCCUUCUCUCCACUUUGAGGAGCUGAGAUCCAGCGCUCCAGUGGAAUUGAGGCAGGACAGACCAACACGUGACAGACUCCUAUGGCAAGGGUUAUGACGGCUAGAAAUUUUGGACCGCAGUUUUGGAAUACUGUCUUCUUACCGUUUAGUUUAAAAAAUAAAAAAAUAAAACCUGGUAUAAUAAGACUGCCGAGAGAAAACCACACGGUGCUUUUCAAUGGUCUUGAUCUUGUUGUUCUUAAAUAAAUAAAUAGUAUGAUCUGAUGAUGUGCCUGGGUUUUCUCCCGACAGAGAUGAUUAGGCCUGUUGUGAUCAUUGUAGCCAGGAAAUCUCAGCCAUUUUCACCUCAGGAGGUAAAGAACUCAUCAUCCCUGCCAGCACAGGUUAGCGUUUCAUCCCUGUCAGUAUUCGUUUAAGAAACAGGCCACUUUUUCCAUUAAUCUUGAGAUUGCAGGAUCCGUAUUGAUAUUGAAUACCGAAUAGGUACUGGAUUUCGAAGCAAAUUCCAGCCUUAAUAAUGGUAAAUGAGAAUAGCUAAAUCUAUGUCUCAUGUUGCCAGUAUGUGCUUACUCAUUCAUGUCUACCACAGUUUACUGUUUUUUUUCCUCUCUGAUUAGUUUAACAUAUAUGGGCACUCUUCAGUCAGUCACACAAUAUUUAAAGCACAGGUUAAGUACACAAAUACGUAAUUCAUCAGAGAAUGCGCACUUCCUGAUCGAAUUAGGUCUGGAAUACAUUUAUGGCAUGUAUAGAAACUCUGGCCCAAGGUGUGACAUCAUCCUAACACUACGUCAGUGCAGCUCUGCGUGUCCCCAGACAACCCACAGUCCUCUAUCCCCCGUGUGCCGUGGUACUUAAAGUAAUGGCAAGGAAGAAAAAUGAGCCCCUGGCAGCCGAACAGCACUGCAUUAGCACUGAUUGCGAGAGCUUCAUAUUGACCCGAGCGACAAUCUUUACGUGCCUCCCAUACCGAGCGUGCCACGACUUUUUCUUCUAAUCCGACAGGUACCUCUAAUUAACAAAAGGCUUAGGGCCUGCAUGAGCCGAGCUCGUUUGCUGAGCAUGAAUUUACAUUUUUUUUAACCAAAAGCAAGACUCCUGCUGAUCAAAGAAACUUGAUACGAUCGACACGAUAUUGCCUCCUUCAAAGAGCGUGCGGUGCUACCAUGAUCACUUCAGAAUCUCUUGGUGAAGCCAGAUGACUGUUUUUAAUGGGCAGACUGGUCAUUAGUGUCGUCGUCGUGGUGCUCCGUCUCAGUCCUACAGGCCUCCCCUUGGCUCUGGCACCUGAAUCGACUAAUUACAAGGUCAUUAAGGGAAACCUGCAGCAUUUUUCCAACUUCGUCUCCAUCGACCGAGUCUGUAGCGCACGCGCGAUGAUCACAGACAAGAGUUUCAACAGUGUGCGUUACCCUGUGCGGACAAAACCGUUACAUCGUUAAAGAUCUUCCGAUAAGACAGACAUGAAGGAGGAGGAGGAGCAUCAGCCAGUAUCUGCUUACGAACCAAAUGAAUCUUUACAGAAAGAUGGUGAGAAGAAGAUGAGAAAGUCAAUACGAAACCAUUAAAGAUGAGAUGUCAAAUAUAUAUUUUAGACAGAAAAAUAUUUGGCAGAUGUCUGAUAUUUUGUGUUUGGGCUGUUUGCCUCAUCUGAUUGGUUGUCCAAGACCACUACGCAUAUAUACCAAAAAAAAAUACAUCUUUAAAUUGUGUGUAUUGACACAGUUUAUUAAAUGGAGGUCCAUUUUGAUUUGGGUUAAAAAAAUAAAUAAAUUUAGUGUAGGGGGAAAAAUCAAAAAUAUUGUCUGAUGCCCAAUACCAGUGCCAUCUGUGGCCUGGAGCCAAGGGAAGAAUAUUUUAGGAUGGACUUACUGUCAAUCACCGUGACAUUCCACAAGCCACUUGUUAGUAUCAGUAAUCUCAUGUAUGCCUAAGAGGACGGAUAGCGCUUCACUCAGUGCGUUACGCCGUCUUAUGACGCAGCAUGACCAGCAAAGAUGAGGUUGGCUGGUUUCACAGGCUCCCAGAACGCACGUGUUGGCCUUCACCCUCCCCAGGUGGUAGCUGUGGUCUGAUUGGGAGAGCUGGCUGGUGGCCAAAUUGUGCGAAAAUGUGAGAACCUGCCUUCUGACAUAACUAGAGUAAAGCAUCCUCGGCUUUUUAAUAUUGAACACUGCCGCUUCCUGGGUAUCCCCCUUCUUAUAUAUUCUUUUAUUAGACAAUAACGUCAUCUUGGAAAGCACUCCCGUCCUUUAAACCUGUCUUGGUUACGUUGUGGGUCUGUUAAUCUUCAGCGGAUUAUUGAGUGCCUCUCUUAUUCGAACACACCACCUCAAUGAGCUGUUUUGGCUCAUUACAAGCUCUUCAUGAGUCGGAGGAUGUUUAAUUGUAGAAUGGGUUUAGCGCAGUGAUUUUAGAAGCCAAGCUUUUUGCCCCAAACAUGAUAGACUAUUUUAUCCAAAAUCAGUCACUGUUCCGAUACCUGCAUUGAGUGAGAGUGCGUUGUUGUUGUUGUUGUUGUUGUUGUUGU